CGGAUUAGAGAGAUGCAUAACAGUAACCCUAGGAGAAUUACAUAAAUUAGGGUUUAUACAUCGAGACAUUCAGGCAUCAAAUAUAAUAUUAAAUAUAAAAGGAAGACCCCAAUUAGUUGAUUUUGGAUUUGCAUGCAAAAUAAACCCUAAUCGGCCCCGUGCAUAUUCCUUCUGCGGUACCCUUCAUUCUAUGGCUCCAGAGGUUGCAGCCCUCGGUGUGGGGGCCCCCUCAAGGGGCCCCCCAGGGGGCCCCCAAGGCUCUACCAACACAGGGGCCCCACAAGGGGGACCGCCUCAGGGGGCCCCUUCUGCCAGCAGUGCUGCAGGGGGAUGUCCUGGGGGCCCCUCCGGGGGGCCCCCAUUGGGGGCCCCAGAGGCAGAAGGAGCUGCAGAAGGGUACUUGGGGGCCCCCGUGGAUUGCACAGCCCCCUUUGGAUAUAGAGACUAUGAAAAAGACCCGUAA
This is a messenger RNA of Eimeria maxima, 463 nucleotides long. RefSeq lists its product as hypothetical. The record is from RefSeq and is a predicted model, not a curated record. Gene Ontology annotation, molecular function: protein kinase activity; ATP binding. The transcript is spliced from 4 exons. NCBI's taxonomy places the organism in Eukaryota, Apicomplexa, Conoidasida, Eucoccidiorida, Eimeriidae. Gene Ontology annotation, biological process: protein phosphorylation. The annotation marks the transcript as partial.